AUGUCUGGAAGCACACAUCACACCACUCUCUAUCUGAUAGAUUUUGAUCAUUGCAUUUCUCAUCAAGUCAAACUUUUAAUCCGAAAAUUUCAAACUCAACAAAAAGGAUUUCUUCUUUAUCUCGAAAACAGACGUUUACAUUUUGAGAACCCAGACAGAUUCAAAUUUUUGCCUCUCGAAUUUACUGAUGAUAAAGAAGUUUUUGAGUUUGUAAUUUCUAAUGGCAAGAAAAAUCCAAUAGCACAAAAGUUUUUUUAUUGGUAUUUAGAAUAUAACCUCAGAUUGGAAUAUUAUUUUCAGCUAUGUGAAGAUUCACCUUUUCAUGUUAAAAACAAUCCACAAAUUGUGAAAGAUUGUUGUAUGAUUUUUCCAAACAUGUUUCAAUUUGCGUCAAAAGAAUUGAGAAAUAAUAGAGAAUUCGUCCUUUCUAAUAUUGAGCCUUACCAAGUAAAAAUCGGAGAGACAUUACUACCCUAUUUAGAUGAAUUGGCAAGUGAUAGAUUGUUUUUCACGCAUAAAGAGAUGAUAGCAAGAAUGAAUUCGACCGAUCUAAAACACCUUUUACCCAAAGAAUUUCAUAAUGACAUUGAAAUUUUGAAACAUUUCUCAUGUCUAGAAUCAUUCCCUGAUGAGCUAAAAUCCAAUAGAGAAUUGGUUUUGAAUUGUGUGAAAAAAAAUCGAUAUCAAUUUAAAUAUGCAACCGAUGAUCUGAAGCAAGAUGUUGACUUUAUUUUGGAAUGUUCUUUAUUUGCAAAUAUUAUUGAAUUUAUCAAACCUGAAUUCCGAAAUCAUAGAGAAAUUGUAAAAAGAUCAAUAUUAAUCCAUGGAAGUGCAAUGAUGUAUGCAUCUGAAGAGUUAAAGAAUGAUGAUCUAUUUGUUAGAGAGAUGUUACAAUUGGCCGUCAAUGGAAUAGAGUAUAUUUUUCCAAAGAUGAAAGAGGAUAGUAUUGACAGAGAUUUGGUUUUGCAAACUGUGAGAAAAUCAGGGGGCGUGCUUUGUUAUUGUCCCUAUAUUUACAGAAAUGAUUAUGAAAUUGUAUGGGAAGCCAUAUCAAAUUUUCCUUCAGCUUUGGAAGCUGCAUCUGAUGUGUUGAUUAAUGACAAAUCUAUCGUAACACAUGCUGUAAAGAAAGAGUGUAAGGCUUUCCUAUUUGCCUCUAAUGAGUUACAACAUGACAAAGAAUUUAUUGAAUCCCUUUUGGAAAAUAACAAUAAUUGUCAGAAUUUUAUGAGACUCUUAGAUCCAACUCUGAAGAGAGACAAGCAAUUCAUUAUUCGAUUAUUGAAAAAUGAUUCAAUUUUAAAAAGUGUUCUUAUUGAGGCAAGCGAACUAAAGAACGAUAUUGAGGUUGUUGAGGCAGCAGUCAAAUAUAAAGGGUCUUUUUUUGGAGCUUCAGAUAGGUUGACCAAUGACGAAAGGCUAUGGAAAGUCCGUAAUCCAAAUGUGAAAAUUGGAAGAGAAGAAAUGAAUUUUUUAAUUUUAAAAAAUCGAAAUAUUGUAAUGGAAUUGGUUAAAAAGAAUGGAUUUUUAUUAUAUCAUGCUCCAUUGCAUCGUAAAGAUGAAACAAUAAGCGAAAUUGCUGCUAAACAGAACGGAUUUUGCUUUUUUCCUAAACGAGAAAAGUUUGAAAAACUCAGAAAAAUCAGAAUGACUGAAACCUAUUUCGAUUGUAAAAUACCAAACCAUUUCUUAAUACCAUUAGUUGAAAAAUAA
Molecule: messenger RNA, 1713 nt
Organism: Naegleria gruberi
Lineage: Eukaryota; Heterolobosea; Eutetramitea; Acrasida; Naegleriidae
Exons: 1
Coding region: 1-1713 (570 amino acids)
Source: RefSeq, a predicted model, not a curated record